AUGACGACUGUUAACGGAAAAGACACCACCGACGUACCACCAUCCUCUCUAAUUCGAAGAAUUAGUUCGCGAUCAAUAAAAAACGAGGAUAAAGAGAACGGUGAUGUUUGUAAGGGAUCGUUUGUUAGUAAAUACAAGAAGGUGCCAGAGGCGCUUAAAAAUUUUCACUUAAAUGAUCCUGAAGAAAAUUUGGAGGUUCCUGGAACACCAGCGACGCCACGGACUUCGACUACACCUGGUCACGAAAAAUGCACAUUUCACCAUGAUUUGGAGCUGGACCACCGACCGCCCACCCGGGAGGCUCUCCUCCCCGACAUGGCUAACUCCUACAGGCUCUUGCUCACGGGAUUGGGAGAAGAUCCAGAAAGAGAUGGUCUUCUCAAGACUCCUGAAAGAGCUGCCAAAGCCAUGUUAUUCUUCACUAAAGGAUACGACCAAAGUCUAGAAGAGGUGUUAAACAAUGCCAUCUUCGACGAAGACACAGACGAGAUGGUUGUAGUAAAGGACAUUGAGAUGUUCUCUAUGUGUGAACAUCACUUGGUGCCCUUCUACGGAAAAGUCUCUAUCGGAUACCUGCCGCAGGGCAAGAUUCUUGGACUUAGCAAGCUUGCAAGAAUUGUGGAGAUCUACUCCAGAAGGCUUCAAGUACAGGAGCGUCUGACUAAACAGAUAGCGAAGGCCGUCACUCAAGCAGUGAGACCUGCUGGUGUAGCUGUCGUCAUCGAAGGAGUGCACAUGUGCAUGGUGAUGCGUGGUGUCCAGAAGAUAAACAGUAAGACAGUCACCUCAACGAUGUUGGGCGUGUUCCGUGACGACCCCAAGACUCGUGAGGAGUUCCUCAACCUUGUUCACUCCAAGUGA
Pieris macdunnoughi is the source of this 861-nucleotide messenger RNA. The record is from the annotation of a GenBank genome assembly. NCBI's taxonomy places the organism in Eukaryota, Metazoa, Arthropoda, Insecta, Lepidoptera, Pieridae.